Molecule: messenger RNA, 1865 nt
Organism: Halichondria panicea
Lineage: Eukaryota; Metazoa; Porifera; Demospongiae; Suberitida; Halichondriidae
Product: apoptosis inhibitor 5-like
Exons: 11
Coding region: 103-1713 (536 amino acids)
Biological process (GO): negative regulation of apoptotic process
Cellular component (GO): nucleus
Molecular function (GO): RNA binding
Source: RefSeq, a predicted model, not a curated record
CAUGACAAGCCUCGUGGCAAGAAGAAGGCGUUCCUUUGGGUGACGAAAAGAUCAACACAAGCUAGGUGCUCAGUACUAAAGAAGCCUAUUACCUCGGCCAUCAUGAGUGGAGCUGGUGUAGAGGAGCUGUACAAGAACUAUGGUAUACUAGCUGAUGCUGGAGACAAAGUAUCAGAGCAUGCUGAUGCCUUUGAAGGGAUCAUCAAAGCCACCAAAGGUUCGCUCAAUGAGAAGAAGUUAGCCUCGGGAUUCAUCACCAAAUUCUUCCGCUACUUUUCCUCUCUACAAGAGUCAGCCAUCGACGCUCUCCUGGACCUUAUUGAAGACGAGGAUGCUCAGAUCCGCCACUGUGCCAUCAAGAGCUUGCCUGAUAUCUGCAAGGGUGCUAAUGACAAGUCCCUCUGUACCAAGGUGGCUGAUGUGCUCACUCAGCUGCUACCAAUAGAGGACCCUACUGACCUUGGGCUGGUGAAGACAGGCAUGGUGUCUGUGUUGCAAGUGGACACUCAAGCUGCUCUGGCUGGUAUCUUUGGUCAGAUCCUGGGAGAGGAUGAGGGAGUGAGGGAGAAGGGCAUAGACUAUGUGUGCAACUCUCUGCCUAGUAUGAGACACAAACUGUUCAUACCUCACCCUGAGAAUGAAAAGUUUCUACUGGGACAGAUACAAAAAGUUCUGGCGGAUGUGACUGGGGAAGAGUUUGAGAGAUUCAUGGAACUGGCUGGCAAGCUGCAGUACGUCUCCACUCCAGAGGGCGGUCAGGAAAUGGUGAACCUGGUCAGCAACCAAGCAGAGCUUGGAGCAGACUUUCAGCCAACAGACUCUGAGUUUAUUGAUCGCUUUGUGACCUGUUUCAGACAAGCUCUCAAAUUUUGCAAGCGUGGUUCCACUGCUGCUCCAUUCGUGGAGUACUUGUGUUUGAAAGUGCUGCCCUCAUUGUCUCUUGUGGCAGAGGAGACAAGACAAGAGCUUUUGCAGUUACUGGCUGAAGGUUGCCUCUAUCAGUUGGACUCUGCUCUAUCUAUCACGUGUCUUCAACCUGUUUUCACUCUCCUCUUAGCUAAGAUGCCCCUCCCACCUGCCGAGGGAGAGGAGGUACCUAAACUACAGUUCUCUGUUGUUGAGUGUGCCCUCUUUGCUCUUCAUCAGCUACUACAGAGCAACAAAGACUUCCUCUGUGGAGACGAUGCAGUAGACAAACUCAAGGAUUUCAGACUAAGGUUGCAGUACUUUGCCCGUGGCUCUCAGACCUAUCAUGCUCAACUGUCUGCCUCCUUGAAAGGAAAAACAGCUCUAGAAUUGAGAGAUGAGCAGGCCAAGCUACGAUCAGUGGCCCUCAAAAUGACUGCCAACAUCAACUCUCUUGUGAGAGACUUCUUCCGCAAUCCUCCCUCCUACUCCACACGUGUACAGCUCUCCUGGGGUGCAAAGAAACCUGACCCUGUUGCCGGGGGUAUUCUACAGCGGAAGAGGAUCAGUAGCGAGGAAGUCUCUCCGGCUAAACGAAAGCAUUCUCCAAUCAGAUUUGAGUCGUCCGGUAAUCCAACAGAGGCUAAGGAGAAGAGAAACACGAUUUCCUAUUACGCUCCUCCCAAAGAUCAGUUUAGUAAGAAGUUCUCAAAUGGUGGAGAAUUCGAUGAGUCGUAUAGAGGUCGUAGAGGAGGUGGGCGUGGCUUCAAAAGAGGGCGUGGUCAACGAGGAGGACGUAGAUGGUGACACUCUUAUUAGAUUGAACUGUUUCUUUUCUAGAUAUUCACCAUUUCCAUAUAAUUAGUUUCAUACUCCCACACACACAACAACAUUACAUGUACAAUGCAUAAUUAUAAUUAUUCUCAUGAUUUCUUGUGUUAUAAUUAUACUGAACUUUA